Oncorhynchus tshawytscha (Chinook salmon) is the source of this 5806-nucleotide messenger RNA. It is a transcript of the gene nsmaf, whose product is annotated as neutral sphingomyelinase (N-SMase) activation associated factor. Gene Ontology annotation, molecular function: protein binding. Bases 279 to 3020 code for a protein of 913 amino acids. The record is from RefSeq and is a predicted model, not a curated record. NCBI's taxonomy places the organism in Eukaryota, Metazoa, Chordata, Actinopteri, Salmoniformes, Salmonidae. The transcript is spliced from 31 exons.
CGUGUUUUUGCCGCGUUCAAAGCAAUUGGGAACUCGGAAAUAAUUCAAAUGAUGACGUCAGUGAUCUUCAGGUCGGAAGGUCUGUGCUCUCCAGUUCCCACGUUGGAAUUCCGAGUUGGAUGACCUUUCAAAUGGAUUUUUUCCCAGUCUGAGCUCGUUUUUUUCGAGGUCCAAGUUGUUUUGAAUUCGGAAGUCAGAGAUUUCCGAGUUCCCAGUUGUGUUGAACGCGGCAUUUAGCUACAACAACAUCUCACAUAUGCUAUGGUUGGUGUGCAGUGAUGGCUUUUAUAAAGAGGAAAGAACGAUCGAAAGAAAGGUUUUCUCUCCUGUUGCUGGACCUGGAAGAGUAUUACUUUGAACAGCACACAGUGUAUCAUGUGACAACCAGUUCAGCCAAAAAAAGAAAGAUCAGAGGGUCACUCAAAGUAUGCUCCAAAUCCAUCAUAUUUGAACCUGAGGACCAUGUGGAGCCCAUUUUAAAGAUUCCUCUCAGAGAUUGCAAAAAGAUUGAAGCGGUUGAAGAAAAGGACCAGAAUCCUUUCAAUGAGAGCAAACCAGCUGGCCUCACCAUUUUAUGCAAACAGGUUUACCUCAUCAAAGAGAACAAUGUCGUUGCACCUUACAGAGUUGAAAGGGGAGACAGUACCUUUCUCUUCCAUCUGGAAGUUUCCAGUAAAACGGAGGAUGUUGUCCAAACAUUACUUCAGCUGCAUAGGGCCUCUUGUCUGGACAAGCUUGGAGACCAGACUGCAAUGAUUGCUGCUAAUUUACAAUCCAGAUUGGCAAGAACUUCAUUUGACAAGAACAGCUUUCAGAAUGUUUCAGAAAUUCCACACAUGGAAUGUGAGGCGGAGAUGGUGACUCCAUUGGUUACAAACCCUGGUCACGUGUGUAUAACUGACCAAAGCCUCUACUUCCAACCACUCAAUGGCUAUCCUGAACAGGUAGUCCGAAUCGAGCUCCAUCGAGUGAAACAAAUCUAUAAGAGAAGGCAUGGACUCAGGCCAUUGGGGCUGGAGGUGUUCUGUACCGAAAACGACUUCUGCUCGGACAUCUAUCUGAAGUUUUACAAGACCAGCGACAGAAAUGACCUCUACUACUACAUCGCCACGUUUCUGGAGAACCACAUGGUGGAACACACAGCGGAGAGUUACAUGCUGCAGUGGCAGCGCGGUCACCUCAGUAACUACCAGUACCUUCUGCACCUCAACAACCUGGCUGACCGCAGCGGGAACGAUCUGUCUCAGUACCCCGUUUUCCCCUGGAUCAUCGCUGACUACAACAGCACAGAGCUUGAUAUGAUGAACCCCGCAACUUUCCGUGACCUGAGCAAGCCUGUGGGAGCGCUGAAUAAAGAGAGACUAGAGAGAUUGUUGUCCCGGUACAGAGACAUGCCUGAUCCUCGUUUCAUGUAUGGCAGUCAUUACUCCUCUCCAGGCUAUGUGCUUUUCUACUUAGUCAGAGUUGCCCCAGAACACAUGCUGUGUCUUCAAAAUGGCCGCUAUGACAAUGCAGACCGCAUGUUCAAUAGCAUUGGAGAAACGUGGAAAAAUUGCUUAGAUGGUGCAACUGACUUCAAAGAGUUAAUCCCAGACUUCUAUGGGAAUGACCCCAGCUUUCUGCUAAACUGCCUUAGUCUGGAUUUGGGGAAGAGGCAAGGUGGAAGCUCGGUUCAGGAUGUAGUUCUUCCGCCAUGGGCUGCAGAUGCCAGUGAUUUUCUUCAGAAGAGUCAGAAAGCGCUGGAGAGUCAGUACGUGUCAGAACACCUGCACGAGUGGAUCGACCUGGUGUUUGGCUUCAAGCAAAAAGGAAGUGAAGCCGUGGCAGCCCACAAUGUGUUCCAUCCGUUGACAUAUGAGGGUGGCAUCGACUGUGAUAGUAUAGAGGACCCCAAUGAGAAGAUUGCCAUGUUGAUUCAGAUCCUGGAGUUUGGGCAAACCCCGACGCAACUGUUCACCACCCCACACCCACAGAGGAUAACACCCAGAUUCCAGAGCAUAUCGCGAACACCCAGUGUAAACACACCCCUCAACGAGCUUUCUCCAGCAUCCACCAGUGAGGACUCCUCCUUUGAAGACCUAACCGAAGAGACUAGGAGACUGGCUUGGAACAACAUAGCUAAACUCAAAUUGAUGUCCACCCACAAAAUCCAUAAAGAGGCUGUGACGGGCAUCGCAGUGACUCGGACCGCGUCGUCUGUCUUCACAACAUCACAAGACUCGACACUGAAGAUGUUCUCCAGAGAGUCUAAUGGAUUGCAGAGAAGCAUGUCCUUCUCCAACAUGGCGUUAUCAUCGUGCUUGAUGCUACCAGAGGAUAAGGCCGUAGUCUGCUCCUCGUGGGACAAUAAUGUGUAUUUCUACUCGAUACCAUUUGGCAGGCGUCAGGACACGUUGAUGGGCCAUGAUGAUGCCAUCAGUAAGAUGUGCUGGAAGGACAACCAGCUUUACACUGCGUCCUGGGACUCGACAGUCAAGGUUUGGCAAUGUGACUCUGCCGAUAUUGCGAAUAAUAAGAGAUGCCAAUUCCAGUUGCUGGCAGAGUUUGAACACGAAGCGGGGGUGAACACUAUUAACCUAAACCCAGCAGGUACUUUGUUGGUGUCGGGGACUAAGGAUGGAACCGUCACCAUUUGGGAUACCAGUAGCUCAGUACAACUCCAUCAAGUCCACUGCCAUUCAGGAAAGAUCCACGAUGUGGCCUUUAGUCCUGACAGCAGACACAUCUUGAGUGUAGGAGAGGACUCGUGUCUGAAGGUAAUCGACGUCCAGACGGGCAUGAUGAUCUCGUCUGUGCAAGCUGAUGAGGAGCAGCGGUGUUUCUGCUGGGACGGGAACACGGUCCUGUCGGGCGGUCAGUCCGGACACCUCCAGGUCCUGGACCUGCUAAGCAACAAAGUGACCACCAGGAUCCCUGGACAUUCAGGUGCAGUCACAGCGAUGUGGAUGAACGAGCAGUGUAGCACGGUGAUCACAGGUGGCGAAGACAAGCAGAUCAUCUUCUGGAAACUUGACUGUUGACCACGGUGCUAGAUAGUCCCUCUGUACAUGUAUGUACAGAGGUGAAGUCCAAGGGGGACACUCACAAUGAGACAUCUUUUAUACUGUCUGGCUCCAACCAAAGAGACUAUCAUCGUCGGUCAAGGUAACUACAUAGGCUGGCUGGCCUGCUGGCUGGCUCACCCAGAGAUGGUAACGCAUUAUCAUUGCACAUAUGACUUUACAAAUAUACUGGUCCAGUUAGCAGGGACAACAAUAACAACUUGGCCACCCUCAACCAUGUUAGCGUAAUAACUUGGCCAUCCUCAACCAUGUUAGCGUAACAACUUGGCCACCCUCAACCAUGUUAGCGUAAUAACUUGGCCAUCCUCAACCAUGUUAGCGUAACAACUUGGCCAUCCUCAACCAUGUUAGCGUAACAACUUGGCCACCCUCAACCAUGUUAGCGUAACAACUUGGCCACCCUCAACCAUGUUAGCGUAACAACUUGGCCACCCUCAGCCAUGUUAGUGUAACAACUUGGCCACCCUCAACCAUGUUAGCGUAACAUAUUGGCCACCCUCAACCAUGUUAGCGUAACAUAUUGACCACCCUCAACCAUGUUAGCGUUAUAACUUGGCCAUCCUCAACCAUGUUAGCGUAACAACUUGGCCACCCUCAACCAUGUUAGCGUAACAACUUGGCCACCCUCAACCAUGUUAGCGUAAUAACUUGGCCAUCCUCAACCAUGUUAGCGUAACAACUUGGCCAUCCUCAACCAUGUUAGCGUAACAACUGGGCCACCCUCAAUCAUGUUAGCGUAACAACUUGGCCACCCUCAACCAUGUUAGCGUAACAACUUGGCCAUCCUCAACCAUGUUAGCGUAACAUAUUGGCCAUCCUCAACCAUGUUAGCGUAACAACUUGGCCAUCCUCAACCAUGUUGGCGUAACAACUUGGCCAUCCUCAACCAUGUUAGUGUAACAUAUUGGCCAUCCUCAACCAUGUUAGCGUAACAUAUUGGCCAUCCUCAACCAUGUUAGCGUAACAUAUUGGUCAUCCUCAACCAUGUUGGCGCAACAUAUUGGCCAUCCUCAACCAUGUUGGCGCAACAUAUUGGCCAUCCUCAACCAUGUUAGCGCAACAUAUUGGCCAUCCUCAACCAUGUUAGCGCAACAUAUUGGCCAUCCUCAACCAUGUUAGCACAACAUAUUGGCCAUCCUCAACCAUGUUAGCACAACAUAUUGGCCAUCCUCAACCAUGUUAGCGCAACAUAUUGGCCAUCCUCAACCAUGUUAGCGCAACAUAUUGGCCAUCCUCAACCAUGUUAGCGCAACAUAUUGGCCAUCCUCAAUCAUGUUAGCGUAACAUAUUGGCCAUCCUCAACCAUGUUAGCCAAUAGAAAUGUCAAUUUGAACCUAGUGAGGGUGGUAUAGCGAUGAUUAGAUUCUGCACGUGCCCUCUUGCAGCAUUCCCUUGCUAAUUUUGCACUUCAAUGCUUUUGCCAGACUUACUGUACAGCAUGUUUUGCUUGUCUGUCUAUUGUUUAAGCGUUCAUUCAGUUGUCAUAGUGCCUUAGUGACUGACCAUUUAAUCAUGAUGUAAUUGACCGCAUAAUGGUCGGAAUAAACCUCUGGCACAAAACAAACUGUAUAGCAAGCAGUGUUUCAGAAAUACCUGCAGUAGAGAUUAUCAUGACAAUAAAUAAAUGUACAAUGUAACACACUUUGAGCAGCUGGAAAAGCUCUAUAUAAAUCCACUCCAUUCAUAGUAUUAUUAAAUGCACACAUGCUACAUAAAGAUAUAUUCAUUCGAUUUAUUUUCACCCACAAUUUUCAUUUGAGAGCAGCAGUAAUUCAUUGCUAAUGCAUGGGAAAUGUCCAAGAGUUAUUGUAGAUUUCAAAUUAAAAAUAAAUAAAAACGGAAUAUAUUAAUGCACCUAACUGUUGAACUUACACUGAGGCAUAAUUCAAAAUAAUGUUUAUAAGCGCUUUGGCCCAACUGUAUUUGGGGAACUGCUUUACUGUGACUGAGUAGACUCAGGAACUCUCACCCAUGCAAAGAGCGCAUUUCUUUCAAGUUUGUCAACCUUGUUAUAGCAAGAUAAAUAUGUGUGUUACUGAAACAUUGUGCUAUGGCAUAGACUGCCAAUGCACUGUGUAACUAACCAUAUACCACCCUGUACAUCCAUUUUAAUAGAGAUGACCCAUCUUGUUUUAUUACUUUAGAUUUUAUUUACAUUAUGUGGAGCUUAAACCUGUAUUAACAAGGUAGUUACAUAGCCAAGUACUGUAGAAUGUAAUUGCAGUAUUGGAACAUAGUUUUAAGUACUAUGAUACAUGUUUUCCAUUUGUGUAAAAUUACACAUUUAGACUUUUUUUAUAUACAUCGUAUUUGUGAGGGGGAAACCUCCAAUUUAGAUGUAGUUUAACCUCCCCUUUCCUAUUACUUUCGAUUGCACAGUUGUCUCCACUGUGAUCAGUUUAUUUGCGAGUCCUUGUAAUCCUUAGACAGGUGUAACAGUUGUAAGUAAUAUGUAACAAAAUGUACUCAGAAUCUAGUACCACUACUAGCACUGUAAGUAAAAGCUGCCAGCAGCAUUUGGCCUAAUGGGAAGUAGCUAAAAACGAAGCAGUGCCCUCCUAGUGACGUAAGUGAAUGUAUUUGAGUGAGGUUGCUGAGACAAACUAUGCUGUAAAUCGGGAUGUCUACUAUCUUUCAUGCCUCAGGGCUAACAGUGUUAUGUUGCUGCAGUAUGUCCUCUCAGCUUUUGUGUACUGUACAGAUCCUGCUCAAUAAAAUAUUGCACAUCUGUGAAUAUAAGAGUA